Messenger RNA from Gastrolobium bilobum, 1988 nucleotides. RefSeq names its product elongator complex protein 3. Bases 124 to 1806 code for a protein of 560 amino acids. NCBI's taxonomy places the organism in Eukaryota, Viridiplantae, Streptophyta, Magnoliopsida, Fabales, Fabaceae. Gene Ontology annotation, cellular component: elongator holoenzyme complex; cytoplasm; nucleus. The transcript is spliced from 9 exons. The record is from RefSeq and is a predicted model, not a curated record. Gene Ontology annotation, biological process: tRNA wobble base 5-methoxycarbonylmethyl-2-thiouridinylation. Gene Ontology annotation, molecular function: iron-sulfur cluster binding; acyltransferase activity, transferring groups other than amino-acyl groups.
AGUCCAAACUAGGUUUGGUUUCGGUCCACUUCCCUCCUUCUCCCGUGGCCAAACACAAGAACUCGGCGGGUUCGCUUUUGGGUGUUUCCGUUGUUGAGGUUGAAUCGAAAGCGGUGGUGAAAAAUGGCGGUGGUUGAGGCGAGAAAGGCACCACGGCCAGGUAAGGGAGGGUUCGAGGGUCAAGGUUUAAGCGAGGAGGAAGCGCGUGUGCGAGCCAUUGCGGAGAUCGUGAGCUCCAUGGUCGACCUCUCUCGGAAAGGCCAAAACGUCGAUCUCAACGCGCUCAAGUCCGCCGCGUGCCGCAAGUACGGCCUCUCGCGUGCGCCCAAGUUGGUUGAGAUGAUCGCCGCGCUUCCCGACUCCGACCGGGAGGCUCUGCUUCCCAAGCUACGCGCCAAGCCAGUUCGAACCGCUUCCGGAAUCGCCGUCGUCGCCGUCAUGUCCAAGCCGCAUCGCUGCCCUCACAUAGCCACCACCGGUAACAUUUGCGUCUACUGCCCCGGUGGUCCUGACUCCGACUUCGAGUACAGUACUCAGUCUUACACUGGUUAUGAACCUACUAGCAUGCGUGCAAUUCGAGCAAGGUAUAAUCCGUAUGUACAAGCAAGAAGCAGGAUAGAUCAGCUUAAGCGUUUGGGUCACAGUGUUGAUAAGGUUGAGUUCAUCUUAAUGGGUGGUACUUUCAUGUCACUUCCAGCUGAUUACCGGGAUUAUUUUAUUAGGAAUCUUCAUGAUGCUUUGUCUGGACACACUUCUGCCAAUGUGGAAGAGGCAGUGGCGUACUCUGAGCAUAGCGCAACCAAGUGUAUUGGCAUGACAAUUGAAACGAGGCCGGAUUAUUGUCUUGGGCCUCACUUACGACAGAUGCUUACUUAUGGUUGUACUCGAUUGGAGAUUGGAGUCCAAAGCACCUAUGAGGAUGUUGCUCGUGACACUAAUAGAGGACAUACCGUAGCUGCUGUGGCUGAUUGUUUUUGCUUGGCAAAAGAUGCUGGUUUCAAGGUUGUCGCUCACAUGAUGCCUGAUCUUCCCAAUGUUGGUGUUGAAAGGGACAUGGAAAGUUUCCGGGAGUUUUUUGAGAGUCCCUUGUUUAGAGCAGAUGGCCUUAAAAUAUAUCCUACUCUUGUAAUUCGUGGAACUGGGCUUUAUGAGCUCUGGAAAACAGGCAGGUAUAGAAAUUAUCCACCUGAGCAACUUGUGGACAUCAUAGCAAGGAUCCUUGCAAUGGUACCCCCGUGGACACGUGUUUAUAGAGUUCAGCGGGAUAUUCCCAUGCCUCUUGUUACAUCUGGGGUUGAGAAAGGGAACCUGAGGGAGCUAGCAUUAGCUCGAAUGGAAGACCUGGGAUUAAAAUGUCGUGAUGUUCGGACCAGAGAAGCUGGAAUCCAGGAUAUUCACCACCAAAUAAAGCCAGAAGAGGUGGAGCUUGUUCGUCGUGAUUAUAUGGCAAAUGAGGGUUGGGAAACAUUUCUGUCUUAUGAAGAUACACGGCAGGAUAUCCUUGUUGGUUUGUUGCGACUGCGAAAAUGUGGCCGGAACACUGCUUGUCCGGAGCUUAUGGGGAAGAGUUCUAUUGUUCGUGAGCUCCACGUUUAUGGAACUGCUGUACCAGUUCAUGGGCGGGAUGCCGAGAAGCUACAACACCAGGGUUAUGGUACGCUUCUAAUGGAGGAGGCAGAGCGUAUUGCGUGCACAGAACAUAGAUCAACAAAAAUAGCUGUAAUUUCAGGGGUUGGCACGCGCCAUUAUUACAGGAAACUGGGAUAUGAGCUUGAAGGGCCUUACAUGGUGAAAUAUCUAGUGUAAUAACUAAUAAUAGUUAUUUGUUAUGUAAUUUUGUAGUUGUUAGUGAUAUGUUUUAAAUGCCUAUCAUAGGGCAUUCAUUUGUGCACAAAGGUUUCCUCCCCAUUCUCAGCUAGUCUUGAAAAUUUAGAUACUGAUUUUUAUAGUUCCCGAGUUUUCUUCCGAGAUUUAAUAAUAUCUAUUGU